AUGAGCAGAAAGGGACUCGCGUCGUUCGACAACACCGAGGACCAACGGUCCAAGUUCCAGAACCUGGGUCAGGCGAUGUUGAAGCAGCGUGAGGAAGAGCUCAAGACGCAGGUCCAGGUGUUCCAGAACGCACUGGUGAGCUUUAAAGAGGAACAUAAGAACGAGCUAAUGGCCAAUUCGCAAUUACGAACGCAAUUCAGUCAGAUUUGUGAAAGUUUUGGUGUUGAUCCUCUAUACAUGACUGCUGAAGACGAUCUGGACCCCCAGGAGCGCAAUAACCGUCUGGCAAUCAGAAUAUACGAAAUAUGCCAAGCAACAAGAGAUCUCUAUGGAGGUAUCAUUUCUGUGGACGAGAUCAUUAAAAUCAUUACAGGUGCCAUCCAGGACGGCUGGCAAUUCAGGAUGGACCACAAGGACGUCGAGACUGCCGUUGAGAGUCUCAGUGUGCUGGGAGGCGAGCUCAAGCUGGUGAAAAUCGGCUCCAAAUCGUAUGUGAAGUCAAUUCUGCAGGAAUUCAGCGCCGACCAGACACAAAUUCUGACAGCAGCAGACGCAAUAGGUUACGUCACUGUUUCUCUGUUGCGCGACAACUUCAACUGGAAAAGCGCAAGAUGCAAAUCAAAUCUCGAUGACCUGAUCUCUAUAGGACUGCUCUGGCUAGAUACGCAGGGCCCAGAAAAGGCGUAUUGGUCAACCACUUGGAUCAACAAACCAGCUUAG
Messenger RNA from Ogataea philodendri, 720 nucleotides. RefSeq lists its product as uncharacterized. Lineage: Eukaryota; Fungi; Ascomycota; Pichiomycetes; Pichiales; Pichiaceae. Bases 1 to 720 code for a protein of 239 amino acids. Gene Ontology annotation, biological process: protein transport to vacuole involved in ubiquitin-dependent protein catabolic process via the multivesicular body sorting pathway. The record is from RefSeq and is a predicted model, not a curated record. The transcript has a single exon. Gene Ontology annotation, cellular component: ESCRT II complex.